Dentiscutata erythropus is the source of this 321-nucleotide messenger RNA. Lineage: Eukaryota; Fungi; Glomeromycota; Glomeromycetes; Diversisporales; Gigasporaceae. The record is from the annotation of a GenBank genome assembly.
AUGACUGAGGAAACUCAUAACGCGCCCGUUGAACCAAACGCAGUUGAAGGACCACUAGAUUUGGUUCGUCUAUCGCUUGAUGAACGAAUAUAUGUGAAAUUACGUGGUGAUCGCGAAUUACAUGGAAAACUUCAUGUAUUAUUACUUUUUCCGGCAUAUGAUGGUCAUUUGAAUAUGGUUUUAGGAGACGUCGAAGAAACUAUUACAGUCGUAGAAAUCAACGAAGAAACUUAUGAGGAAGUGAUUCGUAAUAUUACAGUAUUAGAAAGCCAAUGGAAUUUUACAUCAGAAAAAAAUACUUCAAACGAAGAAAGAAGAUAA